AUGGCGUAUCACUUUGACACUCCCGACAGAGUGUUGAAGAGGGUUCAGCAAUUGGAGGACAUGGAGUUACCUUCCCUCCCGAGUUUUCAACAUGACGAUAUAGAAUACGAUAGCAUGAGCGGAGCAGAAACGAGUAGAGACGAUUAUCACUAUCAACAAAAACAAGGACAAUCGGUAUCUGAUAUCGUUAGUCAGGAAGAUGUUGCUACUCCCCAUCCACUGCGUGCAGCUGCUGCACCACGUCCAUCUAGUACUAUCACAGGAACAACUCGGUCUUCCGCCGAUUCCUUUUCCACUGCUUCUGGCUCACCAUUCCCUCCGGUAGAUGCUUCUCUCAGAGAGGGCACGCCAUCGCCAUAUGCACCAGCUGCAGCUCUCACUUCAACCCCUCAAUCACGACAAAUGAGAUCUCUGUCUCGAUCAAUUUUAGCGAGCAGUACUGUUACUGCAGAUCAAACUGCUACAACCACCAGCAAGGCCUCCCGACAUGAGAGAACCAGGAGUGGGACAGGAUCACUAGGGAAUAGUACGCAUGCAUCCAGAAGAGAAAGAUGGCAAACACCGGGCGAAAUGAGUGGUAGCUUUUCAGGUGAUGAAAUAGUGGAUAGCAUAAAGCUGGGGACGGAAAAAUCAGUUCCGUUGAACGACGAUUCAGAGGGUCUUUACAACGAAUCUCAUUCCCAAUCUUUACCUGAACUCCCCUCGCUCACGGCCCCACCAGAGGAAACUCCUGUCACCCGUCGGUUAUCAUCCGCGAAUGUUUUAUUCGAGAGACCAAGGAAACGAGGUCCGUCGGCGACGAUACAACAGCUUGAGGCUGUGCUUGCAACACCUAGUGAUCUUUCUACACCUUCCGGGUCUCAAACAUCUGUCGUGACUGCCCUUCCAAUUCAGCAAAAUGACCGGAUACCAAGUCUGUCAAGGAGUGAAGUUUCCGGAACAGACGUUAGUGAAGCCGCUAGUACUCCAGAAGGACCGGUGAGGAAUGUUUCUAUGAUGACUCCUCGGCUGGAUGCGCAUCAAGAGUAUGAGGUGACUGGAGAAUACCAGUACGAUUUGGAGAGUGAGGGAAGCAAUCACGGGGAAAAUCCUACUUGGGUGUACAAUCAAGACAUGGACCAUAUGCAACAAGAGGAUCAAGAUGAUUCAGGUGAUCUUUCACGCUUUGCAUCACCUUCUAAAGCUAUGGACACAUAUUCUCCUGCAAAAAUGGCAAUCACCCCUUCAAUGACUCAUUAUUCAACCCCCGGUACCGUACGUGGUCAACCGUUCCGAGAAGAUAGCUACAACUCGGUUGUGGCGACAACAACGGUGCUUCACGACAUCACCAAUUCAGCACAAAAUACACCUUCCGCUCCUUUGACCCCCUCACCUUUCGGUAUGGCAUCGAAAAAUAGUGAGGUAUCAACUCCGCGAGCCCAUUUGGACGAUGCAGCACGACGCAAAAGCCAUGUCUUAGCUGUCUUAAGCUCUUCAGGUUCAACAUCGAGAGUCAUGCGCCCACAAUUCCGAGGAACACCUCAUCCUCUUCGAAGGGUAUCGACUGCUCCAGACACAGAAUCCAUCGCCGAAGAGGGAAGCAGCAUGGGCGACAGUCAACGGUCUAUGCAUAGAGCAGUAACACCGGGAGCUACAAGCCGUUUGACCAUCGAUCAGUCGGCUGAUCAAUCCUUCGUAUCGGUUGCGUCUUCCGCUGACCUGACAUCCGAUAAGAGAGCAUCGCAUUUGCAUAGCCGCCUUUCGCGAGGGAACACUUCGUUUCCUACCAUACUUCUGCCAACCACGCCUUCAAGUGUGGGUGGUGGGUCAUUGAAAGGUUUCUCGGAUCAACGUGCGGAUGGGAUCAAGAUACAUAAACAUCUCAACGCGAUGAACAAGCAACUCUUAGAAUCGAAUGCUGAUCUUGCUCGAGAAGCUGAGGCUUGGAAAUAUGAAGUAGAAAAAUUGAGGGGAAUCCUAGAAGAUCAUGAUAUAGAUUGCGAAGAGUCCAAUGUUUUGGGUAAGGCACACGGUGCCUCGACCUCUGCGAACAUCUCCCAGCAAUUACCUGAAUGGCCUGCCAAUUCGCCAGGCGGACAAAGUGGACGGGACAAUCCCCGAGGUGAUCAUACCCAGCUUAUCAGUCAAUUAUCGUCUCUUAGCGGAAGGAAAGAUCGAUCACCUCAUGGUCAGACAUCCGUGUCCGCGCAAGAUCUUUUGGAUGGUCUGACGCCGGAAGAGUACGCCGCAGUCAUGCAAGAAAUGGCGGAGAAAUUGGAAAGUUUAGAAGAAGGGCUCGAUGAAAAGGACCAAAUGAUUUCUGACUUGCAAGAUCAGCUUCAAGCUGCGAUUCAAUCUGGAUCGCCAGAACAAAAUGAACUUCAUGAUGAAAUCGACAGGUUAUCCUUACAGCUUGAACAAGCUGAUGAAGCUAGAGUAGCUCAACAAACUGAAUUCUCCACCAAAACGGAACAACACGCAAAACAAUUUGGGGAGAUCUGUUCCAGCUUUGAGGACCAAGUGCGAGGGCUAGAAAAAGAGCUCGAUCUAGCGAAAGAUGAAGCAGACCGUCUCAGAUCUGAUAAACAUAGGCUCGAAAGUUUAUCGUCUGCCGAAGGGCGAGAAGCUAGAGAGCAAGAGCUGAGAAAGCAAGUUCAAGAUCUUGAGACAGAAUUGGAAGUGUCCAAAGAGCAAUCACGGGAAAGAGCAACUGAAGUGGAAAACCUCAACAGACAUUCCACACAACUGUUGGAGGAGAAAGAGGCCUUAAUGCUUCGCAUCGAGACUGCCGAAAGCAAAGUGCAAGAUUUACAGCAAAAGCUCGAUGACAAGGCAGACAAGCGACUUACUGCUGGAUCAGAAGAGGUGGAAGCUAUGAAGAAUGAGUUGAAGGCUGCUUGUGAAGCUCAGACAGCUGCCGAAGAUGAGCUGUCUAGACACGUCGAGGAAGUAGCGACGAUUCAGCAGACCGUCUCUGAUCAAGAGGAUGAGCUUGAUCGACAACAUGAACAAAUCGAACAUCUGAACAAAGUUGUUGAAGCCCUUGAAGCAGAUCUUGCUUCGGCACAAUACUCUUCUGAAAACAACGAGCAAGCUGAAGAAGAACUUCGGCAUGUGCAACAAGAAUUGCAAGAAGUUCACGAUGUCCUAGCUGCUAAAGAAUCAGAAGUAGAGAUGCUGAAGGGCAAACUGGAGAUAGCAAGUAUUGCCACCGAAGCUAUUCGAACCUCUCAGAGACGAUCGACAUCUACAGAUUCUACUGCUACGCCCACUGUCAAGACUCCAGGUCCAUCGAAUUCUCCAAGUAACCAGGACAGUUUCGUAGCUGCCAUUGAAGAACGACUUGACGAGGCGUACAGAGAGAUUGGUCGUCUCAAGCAUGAACUCAUUGCUACGCCUCAUCGUAAAUCCGCUAUCGAGGUACGAGAUGCCAGAAUCCAAGCUCUCGAGAGGGAAAAAGCUGCCUUAGCAGAUAGAUUGGCUUCUGGAAGAAGUAUGGUCAUGCCCUCCACACCUGUACCUGCAGGUGUGCAAGAUGCAGGGUCACCAUUCAAAAGACCAACUCCACUCAUGCACAAAGCUAUCGUUUCACUUCGUACCCCUAGAACACCCGGCCCGAUGGGAGAGUUAUCCUGGCUUCAAACAACCAUUGGCGAUUCCAACGAACCCAUACUUCAAGCCCAGCUCGAAUAUCUCCAAAACGAACUUCAGGAUGCGAAUGAUCAACUUGAUCACAACUUCAGUCGACUGGAAUCAGCUGGCAUUGGUUCUGUCGCUCUCGCUGAGAAGCUUGCCGCUGCUGAGGAGAGAAUCGGUGAGCUUGAGGAUGAGAUCAGGACUUUGAUACAGAGGAACAAAGCCUCUUUGGCCUUAGUCAGCGCUCAGAAAGAAGAGCGAGAACGAGAUAACGAAGGAAGAAUGCAGAAAGCUUUGAAUGCUGUCCAUCAACAGAUGGAAGAAUUGAAAUCUGAUGUUGCCACUGAACGCUCCCGACUUCAACGGGACAACGGAAGACUCCAAAACCUCGUUUCAGAGAUGAAACUCAAAGGUCAAGCUGAAGUAGACAGCUUCCGAUCUGAAAUGGCAAGAAUCGCUGAAACCGCGGAAGCAGAUGUGGCAGCGGCACAAGCUGACCUCGCCGAUUCAAUGAAGGAACGAGAUGAGCUGAAGAAGAGCAUCCAAAAUUCUACAGCUAAAAUCGCACAACUUGAGCGCGACGUCGAUCAGCAGCAAAGAGCUUAUGAAGCAUUUUCUCGUCGCAAUGCCCAAGCGUCCCAAAACUCCACAACAACGAUAGAGCUCAAUCAGAAGAAUCAGAUGGUUCAAUCUCUCCACACUACCCUUCGCGACGUACAAGAAGAGGCCGAUCGAUUACGCGAUACACUUUCAGAACGUACCAGAUCUUUAGAAGAUACCCAAUCUCGACUUGUCAAAUUCCAGAAUGAGCGACAACAUGUCAUGAAGGAAUUGGAAGAUUUUGAAAGAGAUCUGCAAGUCCAAAGAGCCGAAAGUAAAGAGUUCGGUAGUCAGCUUCUAGCCUUGAGGAAGGAACAGGAUAAUACGUCGCGGCAUCAUCAGUCUGAACUUCAAACCUUGGAGAGGGAACUGAGGGAAGCCAGGGAGUUGGAACAUAGGACUAGUCGAGCAUUGGCAGAUGUCAAGAGUCGAUUCGAAAGUAUAGAACAAUGGAGAAUAGAUCAUCGAUGCGAUUCUUCACAAGCUCUCAUCGAUCAAAAAGCACGUUUCAAGACGCAAUCAAGAUCAUUAGCAAGUCAAAUACGAUAUCUGAAAGCUAAGUAUACCCGAGAAUCAACAUUCCGUAAUGCUCUCUCUUUACAGAAACGUUAUCUACUCUUAUUAGUUGGUGGAAUGAGUUUAGAUCAACAAGCUACAUUACGAACUAUAGCUCAAAUGGGCUAUCCCGUACCAGAACCACCAAGACCGAAACGAACAUUGAAAGCUGUGGCUUUAGCCGUAUUGAGCAUUGUAAGAGCUAAACAUACAGCCAAAUCUUGGAGAGAAGAAAAACAGCUUAAAGCUGAAUCAGUUAUAAAGCCAAAACAUGCUGAAAGAAGAAGUCUUUCCUCUAGGACAUGA
Messenger RNA from Kwoniella shivajii, 5076 nucleotides. RefSeq lists its product as uncharacterized. The record is from RefSeq and is a predicted model, not a curated record. The transcript is spliced from 7 exons. The coding region runs from base 1 to 5076 and encodes 1691 amino acids. Lineage: Eukaryota; Fungi; Basidiomycota; Tremellomycetes; Tremellales; Cryptococcaceae.